Messenger RNA from Trichobilharzia szidati, 651 nucleotides. The record is from the annotation of a GenBank genome assembly. NCBI's taxonomy places the organism in Eukaryota, Metazoa, Platyhelminthes, Trematoda, Strigeidida, Schistosomatidae.
AUGAUUAUUGUAUCAGAAGACUACAAUGCAGAGUUUACAAUGCAACAAACUAUCGUGUAUACAUUAUCAGCUUGCUCUAGUCAAAAGAAUGAUUUUCGGAAGUUGUUUAAUCGUGUUAAUCAUUCUCUUACAUCUGUGUGCGAGGAAUUCAAGUUGUACGACGGAUAUACUGUUCAUCCUUCAGUUGAAGAAGAACAAUUCCCUUUAGCAUUUAGUUUAGCUGUACACAUAAACAUCAAACAGGUGUCUCGAUUACUCCGAUUGAUACACAGACAACACAAUCUCUACUGCAUUCACGUUGACUCUAAGUCGCCACAAUCAUUCUAUAAUGAAGUGUCGGCACUAGCCAAUUGUUUCGGUUCAAAUGUAAUGGUAGUGAAUCGAUCGGAAAGUAUUGAUGUUCAAUGGGGUCAUUACUCCAUCCUCGAAGUGUUUCUUCUCUGUGCUGACAAAUUGAUGAAGAAGACUGAAUACAAGUGGAAAUACAUUUUGAAUGUGAGUGGACAGGAAUUGCCAUUGAGAACCAAUUGGGAGCUGGUAGCAGCAUUGAAGGCAAUCAAUGGAUCAAACGUUGUUGAAUGUCUAGGUCCACGGUAUAAUCCAUCUCGAUGGCCUGCAAAAAAGCUAUCCUUCCCCGUAAGUUAUCAGUAA